This is a messenger RNA of Eruca vesicaria subsp. sativa (arugula), 1757 nucleotides long. Lineage: Eukaryota; Viridiplantae; Streptophyta; Magnoliopsida; Brassicales; Brassicaceae. The record is from the annotation of a GenBank genome assembly.
AUGAAUGGCACUUCCUUCCCACUUCCUCGCGUGCGGCUAAUAAACCCUACAUUUGAAAGAUCAACGGUCGCUUCAAAGAGACAAAACCAAAAGACGAUUCCGAGUUUCCACUUCAAAGCUUCGAGCUGCGAGAGGAAAAUGAUGUCCCGUCGGAGGAGAAACUGUCGAGAGAAGAAAGUAGAAGAAGAAGAACCCAUUGGAGGAGAUAUGGAGGAUCUCUUCAGCGAAAAGGAUACCCAUAACAUCAGAAUGUCUCUGCUUGAUUGGUACGAUGAUAAUCAGAGAGAUCUUCCAUGGAGGAAGAGAAGGAGCGAAACUGAAAAGGAGAGAAGAGCUUAUGAGGUUUGGGUGUCGGAGAUUAUGUUGCAGCAAACUAGGGUUCAGACUGUAAUGGAGUUUUACAAACGUUGGAUGCAUAAAUGGCCAACCAUUGACGACCUUGCCCAAGCUUCCCUUGAGGAGGUAAACGAAAUGUGGGCAGGUUUGGGAUACUAUCGACGGGCACGUUUUCUUUUAGAGGGAGCAAAGAUGGUUGUUGCAGGGAGGGAGGGUUUUCCUAAUAAAGCGUCUAGCUUGAUGAAAGUUAAAGGAAUAGGAGAAUACACAGCCGGAGCAAUUGCCUCCAUUGCUUUUAAUGAGGCGGUACCUGUUGUUGAUGGUAACGUGAUAAGAGUGCUUGCCAGGCUAAAGGCUAUCUCAGCUAAUCCGAAAGACCGGAUUACUAUCAAGAAUUUCUGGAAACUAGCUGCACAACUUGUGGAUCCUUCACGUCCUGGAGAUUUCAACCAAUCUCUGAUGGAGCUUGGUGCGACUCUAUGCUCCGUAUCAAAGCCAAGUUGCUCUUCUUGUCCUGUCUCCAGCCAGUGCCGUGCAUACUCACUUUUCCAGGAAAACAGAACCAUUCCCGUGACAGAGUAUCCUACAAAAGUGGUCAAGGCCAAGCCAAGGCUCGACUUCUGUUGCGUAUGUGUUUUGGAAAUACUGAACCAGACAGGAGGUAGAUUUGUUCUCGUAAAGAGACCCGAAGAGGGUCUGCUUGCUGGUCUUUGGGAGUUCCCAUCUGUUAUAUUGGAUAAGGAAGCUAGUGUGGCAGCAAGGAGGAAGGCGAUCAAUCUCUACCUUAAAGAAACAUUUCAUGUAGAUCCCAAGGAAACAUGCACUAUAGUUUCAAGAAAAGAACUUGGAGAAUUCGUCCACAUCUUCACACACAUACGUCGAAAAAUUUAUGUGGAGCUAUUAGUCGUACAACUUACAGAAGGGGGAACAAUUGAUCUGUUCAAAGGUGAGGCAAAGGACACUCUGACAUGGAAGUGUGUGGACAGUGAUGUUCUUUCGACCAUGGGACUGACGUCGGCUGUAAGAAAGGUGUAUUCAAUGGUUGAAGCACACAAGCAAGAUUCAUCUGUCCCGUCAAAUAGAACAGUCAUUUCCAGGAAACGAAGAAUCACAUGAUCUUCUGCUUCUCACAGUUGUCUAGCAUUUGGAUAUCAAAGGCAUCAAAGACCCAAAACACUUUCGUUUUUUUUUAAAGACCAGAAACACUUGUGAUCUUGGUUUGAGCAAUCCCUUGAGAGUUCAUUAUGUAAGCAAUAUUUAUAAGCCUCGGGUUGUUUCUUACUAUGUUUUGUGUAUUUUCGAAGUAGGAUUUUUUCUAAUCGUUGCUUUAGUUCUUUCUGUUAAAUUCAUUAUCUUGGCCCGACAUUUGCUUCAGUCGAUUUGAGGUCUGCCAAGAUAAUACCAAAUCAAUUCAAUUUUUG